This is a messenger RNA of Adineta steineri, 2463 nucleotides long. Lineage: Eukaryota; Metazoa; Rotifera; Eurotatoria; Adinetida; Adinetidae. The record is from the annotation of a GenBank genome assembly.
AUGAGUCAAAAAAUAACUCAUCGUCAACGACAUGCUCAGAAUAAACAUUUACCUGAUAAACAUGAUGAAUUAGAUAAAAAACGAAAACAACGUCAUAAUAAUUUAUCUCUUCUCAGCAGCAAAUUUUCAAUAUUUUUAAUUAUUAUACCGAUAGUGUUAUAUAGUUCAUACAAAUUUUUCAUAGGAACUAUUGAUAUUGAACAUACAAAUAUUCCAAUUGAUUUGCCAAAACUUGUUAAUACUAAUGAAUCGAUUCCGGAUAGAUUUUGGGGAACUUAUAGAUCAAAUCUAUAUUUUGGUUUAAAACAUCGAAGUCCACAAUCAUUAAGUGGUGGAUUAAUGUGGUUUGAUUAUGCUACAUUACAAAAAUCAAACGAUCGUUUUCUUAGACAUUGGUGUGAUCAAAAUGAUCAAUUAAAAUAUGGAUGGACAUAUCAUGAUGGUGAAACAUUUGGUAUAGAAGAUAUUAAAGAUAAUAAUUUAAAAUUAAAUAUUCAAUGGAUGAAAGAAAAUAGUGGAAAACAUGGAGGCGAUUGGACAACACGUAUUAAUGUUACACCACAAUCUAAUAGUGGUUCAAUUCCGAUCUCUUUAUUCUUCUAUUUUCAUCAUGAACUUCCAUGGAUAAAAGAAAUUUCAUCAAUUGCAAAACAAUCUCGUGAUACUUUACACAUUCGUGGUCAAACAAAUGAAUUAGAUAAAUUUACUAUUAAAAUUAAAUUAAAUACAUUAUCUAAUCAACCUAUUAUUCGUACAUUAACAGAUAUAUUUCAAUUGAAUACAAUUCAUCGUGAUAUUCUAACAAAAUUAACAUCAAAUCGUCCUACACAACCAUAUUUUGUUUUAACUGAUCAAGUAUUUCAAAGUACAGAACAUAAUACAUUUUUUAUUCAAAUAACAUUACCGAAAUUAUUACCGGAUGAAAAAUUUUCAUUUGAUAUUAUCUAUCAAUCGGAUUCAUCGGAUAAUGAACGUCAACAAGAUUUGACAGGUAUUUAUUUUAAUGAAGAAAUUCUUCGUUUACAAAAACAAUUUGAUCAACGUUUUGAAAAUAUAUUUCAAUUAAAAACAAAACAAAAUAUGAGUGAAAAUAAAAUAAAUUUCGCUCGAUCAACUUUAAGUAAUUUAAUUGGUGGAAUUUCAUAUUUUACUGGUCAAUCGUUAGUAGCAAAACCAAAUCAAAAAAUUCCCGAUGAAUAUUGGACAACUAAUUUAUAUACAGCUGUACCAUCACGUUCAUUUUUUCCACGUGGUUUUCUAUGGGAUGAAGGUUUUCAUAAUCUUCUUAUUGCUCGAUGGAAUCAAAAUAUUACCAUUGACAUUCUUUCACAUUGGUUUGAUAUGCUUAAUGAUAAUGGGUGGAUACCGAGAGAAAUAAUUCUUGGUGAUGAAGCUCGUGCUCGUGUUCCAUCUGAAUUCGUUAUUCAAUAUACGAGUAAUGCAAAUCCUCCAACAUUUUUUUUAACAAUUGAUUAUUUAUUAAAAACAAAUCAAGCAAAUCAUCUUUUUACUUUACCAUUUAUUCAACGUUUAGAAAAAUGGUAUCAAUGGUAUAAUCGUACUCAAUCAGGUCCAAUUCCAUUCUCGUUUCGUUGGCGUGGUCGAAAUACUUCAUCAAUCUAUGAACUUAAUCCAAAAACUUUAACAAGUGGUCUAGAUGAUUAUCCACGUGCAUCUCAUCCAACUGAUUCUGAACGUCAUUUAGAUUUACGUUGUUGGAUUACAUUAGCAUCAUCAGUAAUUGGUAAACUUUAUUCAAUAAUAAAUAAUGAACAAACAAAUAAAUAUUUAAAUUAUGCAAAAUUACUUUCAAAUAAUGAUAUACUUGAUCAAUUACAUUGGUCUGAUGAAUAUGAAAUGUAUGCUGAUUAUGGUUUACAUACAGAUCAUGCUAAAUUAAAACAUGUAUUAAUGCCAAAGAAAUCAUCGUCACAACAAUAUCAACAAACACAUAUGAUACGACAAAUAACAAAUGAAUCUGAUGUUCAUUUGAAAUAUGUCAAACAUUUUGGUUAUGUUUCUCUUUUUCCAUUAAUGACACGUAUUUUAGAUUCACAAUCGAUUAAACUUGAUAAAAUCUUAAAUGAUUUGCAAAAUACAACUUUAUUAUGGACACACUAUGGUCUUCGAUCAUUAGCACAAUCAAGUUCAUUGUAUGGAACGAGAAAUACUGAACAUGAUCCACCGUAUUGGAGAGGUGCUAUAUGGAUAAAUAUGAAUUAUAUGGUACUAUCAGCAUUGCAACAUUAUGCAAAAAUUCCCGGUCCAUAUUCUGAUAAAGCUGGACAAAUCUAUAAGCAAUUACGUAUAAAUCUAAUAAAGAAUAUGUUUCGUGUUUAUGAAAAAACUGGUCAUGUUUGGGAACAGUAUGAUGAUAGAACUGGUAAUGGAAAAGGCAGUCAUCCAUUUACUGGAUGGUCAUCAUUGAUUGUUUUAAUUAUGUCUGAGUUAUAUGAUGAAUAA